GUUGCCUUUGAGAAGUAAAGCAUAAGCCUUUCGAGGAUUCUUCUUGCAGCCUCUCCAUUGGAUACGACAGUUGCACAUCAAGUCAAGGAUUCAAAAAUGGUUUCCCAGGUCCUGCCAACUAAAGGGGACGAGGGGCAGCCGGCCACUGUUCGUGUGACUUGACCCGAAGAGUUCGCAUAUUGUAGUCUCUCUUAACCCUAUAACAUAAGGCUUGUGACAUGUGCCGCAAGAAAAAGAUCCGUUGUGAAUCAACCGCGCAAGGAUGCGCCCAGUGCACAAAACAUCGCACAAAGUGCCACUUCACGCUAAUUGCAAUGAAGAGGAAGCCUCGCAGACCAGCUGGCUUCAAAUACAUUGCACAGCUUGAAGAAAGGCUCUCAGCACUAGAGAACAUGAGCUCUCAAGGAGAAAAGUCUUCUGUGCCAGGCGACAACCGGCCUGAAGAGCAAACCAAUCCCGCACUAUCACCCAAUACAGCGGCACUGAUCACAUUUACGAGGGAAAGUAAUUCAUGGAUUCCGAUGAGCGAGUCACGUAUUCCGUCACCAAAACACACCGACAGUCCAGGAGUUGAUCUUGAUGUUGCAUUGCGCGCACACAACUGCGGCCAACCCGAUUCUCCUGCGGUCCGUGGUUUUGUAAGUGACUCCAUAGCUGGCAGUCCGUGGCCUCAUCUUUUCCCAGAGUCACGACCACUUUCUCUGCCAGGGCGCGGGCAGCUUCCCUCAAAGGCAGUGGCUCUAGAGCUGGUCAAGGAGACUUUUAAUAACUAUAAUAGGUUUCUUCCGCUUUUUAACAAAAAAGACUUCCUAGCAAUAAUUAUUUAUAUCGAUAGCUUACUAACGAUUAAUUUUAUAUAGGAAAAAAUUCGGUACUAGUAGGAUAUAGGGG
Colletotrichum acutatum is the source of this 891-nucleotide messenger RNA. RefSeq lists its product as uncharacterized. Lineage: Eukaryota; Fungi; Ascomycota; Sordariomycetes; Glomerellales; Glomerellaceae. Bases 219 to 860 code for a protein of 213 amino acids. Gene Ontology annotation, molecular function: DNA-binding transcription factor activity, RNA polymerase II-specific; zinc ion binding. The transcript is spliced from 2 exons. Gene Ontology annotation, biological process: regulation of DNA-templated transcription. The record is from RefSeq and is a predicted model, not a curated record.